AUGAACGCUGCCGGGCGUCUUCUGGUUGAGUCGGCAGCGUCUGCAUCCGGUGGUCACGAAUCCCUCGAGAAAGGGGCCCAACGCAUGCGUGUGACUUUGGUGUUCAUCCUCGCGGGCUUCGUUACCAUUUGGCUGCUCUGCGUGGGGUUGAUUUGGCAUCUUCGAGUGAACCGAGCAGGAGCACUGAAAGGCGACGCAACGGCUGCUAGGAAGGUCAUCUUACCAGCGUACGAACCUGUACUCUUUGUGAUGAGCCUUAUCAAUGGCGGGUACAUCGUCUUCCUGCUGGUAACUCUGGCAACGGGCUACUUCGACGAGUUCGUGUCUCCCAUCAUACUCGAGUCUUUCUACUCCGGGAACCAGUUCAUGUUCGUGAUCGUGCUGGUGUUGAUGUUCCAGAAAAGUCUCUCGUUCCCCGCUGUCAAGCGAUCGGUGGCGAUAUCGAUGGUGCUUUCGUACUACACGGUUCCGUACGUCUGGGCGAUGACAAAGUUGGGGAAGCUUGAGCAGCAGAAGCGCUUGACCAUUGGACUUCACUUAGUACGCGGGCUGCUGAUGCUACCUUUCGUCUACGCGUUCAUUAACCCUCCGAGCCGAGCUACGAAGCGCAUCAUCCGCGAGUUGUGCUUCUCCGCCAUCGUGUUCUUCAUGCUAACUGUGCUGCUCGUGGUUCUCGUAAUGAACCCAAAGACUGCUGGCACGCCAAGCCAAACCGUAGUCUACGUGAUGCUAACUUGGAUCGCGUUUUGCCCACUGAUAGUUUGGCGCGUGCUCAAGGCUGACACGGAGUACUGGAGGGGCAUCGGACAGCGAGCUUGUGCUUUAAAAGAUCUGUUCCAGCGCGAGAAUGGCUUGAGCGAGCGCGUGUCAUCCGAAGGUCUUCACGUUCUCAUUGAAAUGAACCGGAAGUGUGUGAUCGACUUCGCGUAUUUGGAGCUCGUCCGGCAGCUCGGAGUCGGGUCCACGUCAACCGUUUUCCAAGGAACCCUCAAGACCAAAACUCACGUGGCCGUCAAGGCGUACGCGCCUACAAGCUGCUCGGAGGAUGUCGUGGCUGCAUUCUCACACGAAGCAGCCAUGUGCAGCGUCUUGAACCACCCAAACAUCGUCAAAUUCCACGGAAUGUGCGUCGCGCCACCGACGAUCUGCCUAGUGUUUCAACUGUGCCAAGGUAGUCUGGCCGACGCUCUUCAGGAUCAGGCUCGGCGACAAAACCCUCGGUCUGCUCGACAACAGCUCCUCAUUAGCGUGGGCUACAUGCUCGACGCUGCUCGUGCCGUGGCUUAUCUCCACAGCUUCUCGCCUCCAUUUGUUCAUCGUGACAUCAAGCCGUCAAACUUCCUCGUGGAUUCCGAGUGCAACGUGCAGCUGUCAGACUUUGGUGAAUCGCGGAGCGUGGCCAAGCUGGAAGGUAGAACGCUGGCACCGAAACCCAAGGUGCCCGUUCUGGAAGAUAAGCAGUUUGUGAUGAAGACUGCACUCCAUUCUCCGCUGGGCACGACGCUUUCGUACGUUGACUCACCGUGGGGCGCUUGCAUGGAGAAGAAGUCACCAGAGUAUAUUGCGCCUGAGAUUAUUGAUGGCAAGGGGGAGCUGGUGUUCUACGGCGAAGCUGCGGACGUGUAUUCACUCGCGGUUACGAUGUGGGAUAUUCUACACCCUACGGACGACAAGUUCCCACAAGCUAGUGACGACCACGCGCAGGUGCUCGAGUUGGUGUUGCGUGGUGUAAGACCCAGACUGGACAACAGUACACCUCCGAGACUACGCGGCAUCAUUGAGCGUGCAUGGCAGCAAGAUCCCGGACUUCGGCCUACUGCGAAGCAGCUUGUCAGCGCGCUGGAGGACGUCCAGGACGAGCUGAGCGCGCGCUUAGUGCUCGACUUGAUGGGCGACUUGUGCGAAUACCCUCCAUCCCCCAAGGCGAGCGGAUCAAGUGUCCGGUCAGCUGACGUUUAUCACGCACACACUUUCCCGGGGGCUUUCAUCGUGGAUCGAAUGAUCGACCGUCGGUUUGUUAGGAGCCCGGCGGAGGGGAUUCGCAUGGGCAACGCGCUCAUGGACUCGAGUGUGCUUCACCACGUCACCCACUCCAAGAGUUUCGAGAACACGUCGACGGCGCUCUACUUCUUCGAUCUAGACGAAGCGCAGCUCAGCUUGCCAAGUCACCUAGAGAGUCGACUCCAUCGGAGCAGCUCAACGAGCAUGCACGAGUCAAGUAUCCCCAUGCUAGCUCGCGGACCCCGCACAUCGUUUAGCUUCGUCCGAACACGGAGCGACGCACCGUGCCAGUGUCGACAACUUGGCCAACGCCUGGUCGGCAGCAAGUCGUCAAAAUUCCACCGACGGCGACAGUACCAAGCUGCGCCUGAGCCUACCGUGGAGAUUAACACUCUCACGACUGCUCUACUGGUGGGCGAAGACCCCAGUCUGGACAGUGAUAUGCUUCAGGUGAACAACUACAGCGCGUUGAGCACUGUACCCGGUACUGCAGCCACCAUGGCCUGA
Messenger RNA from Phytophthora sojae, 2508 nucleotides. RefSeq lists its product as hypothetical. Bases 1 to 2508 code for a protein of 835 amino acids. The transcript has a single exon. The record is from RefSeq and is a predicted model, not a curated record. Gene Ontology annotation, biological process: intracellular signal transduction; protein phosphorylation. Gene Ontology annotation, molecular function: protein kinase activity; ATP binding. NCBI's taxonomy places the organism in Eukaryota, Oomycota, Peronosporomycetes, Peronosporales, Peronosporaceae.